This is a messenger RNA of Solanum tuberosum (potato), 1396 nucleotides long. RefSeq names its product ATP-dependent Clp protease proteolytic subunit-related protein 4, chloroplastic. Gene Ontology annotation, cellular component: endopeptidase Clp complex. The transcript has 8 exons. The record is from RefSeq and is a predicted model, not a curated record. Lineage: Eukaryota; Viridiplantae; Streptophyta; Magnoliopsida; Solanales; Solanaceae. Gene Ontology annotation, biological process: protein quality control for misfolded or incompletely synthesized proteins. Bases 59 to 967 code for a protein of 302 amino acids. Gene Ontology annotation, molecular function: ATP-dependent peptidase activity; ATPase binding; serine-type endopeptidase activity.
CAAUCCCCACUCCCUAAUCCAAUCCUUCACUCUUCACUCUCUUUGAGUUUCAAACACAAUGGAAGCUGUCACUAUUGCUUCCCAUUUCUCACCGGCUACCGGAAUCCGGCUAUCAUCUCCGGCGUGUUGCCGUGCCUCAGCUCCCAAACGGACUCUCAGAUUUUCUCCUCCUACGAAAUCUUCUCUAUCGACAAGCUUUAUCUCCCCCUUCGUCGGCGGCAGUCUAUUCUCGGACUUAUCGGGUCAGAGAAUUCGACCCGAUUCUCUUUACCCUUCUUCCUCAACUGGCUUUAUCCCCAAACGUGCCGUUGUCACUAUGGUUAUUCCUUUCUCAGGGGACCCAUCGCAGGAACAUCCUCCAGAUUUAGCAUCUUACUUGUUUAAGAAUCGAAUCGUUUACUUGGGCAUGUCUCUAGUUCCAUCAGUGACGGAAUUGAUUCUAGCUGAAUUUCUUUAUCUUCAGUAUGAGGACGAGGAUAAGCCAAUCUAUCUUUAUAUAAAUUCUACUGGGACUACCAAGGGUGGUGAAAAGUUGGGUUAUGAGACAGAGGCGUUUGCUGUAUAUGACGUUAUGAGUUAUGUCAAGCCACCUAUAUUUACUCUCUGUGUUGGGAAUGCAUGGGGAGAAGCUGCCUUGCUUUUAGCAGCUGGUGCAAAAGGAAAUCGUGCUGCACUGCCUUCAUCUACAAUUAUGAUUAAGCAGCCAAUUGCUCAGUUUCAGGGUCAAGCAACAGAUGUUGAGCUCAUGCGGAAAGAAGUAAAUAAUGUCAAAGCGGAAUUGGUGAAAUUGUAUUCAAAGAAUACUGGAAAAUCACCUGAGGAGAUUGAAGAAGACAUAAGACGUCCAAAAUACUUUAGUCCUAGUGAAGCAGUAGAAUAUGGAAUUAUUGAUAAGGUUCUAUACAAUGAGAGGGGAAAUAAAGAUAGAGGAAUUGUAUCUGAUCUGAAGAAGGCCCAACUUAUCUGAAAGGAGUCAAAAGUCUCAUCAGCCAUGAAACCACAGGGAUUGAGUCCCAGGGUGGCGUUUGGCAUCUACCUUUCACCGGCAAUUCAUCAACAAGGCUAUUUCUCAUCAUGAACGCUCCCUUUAAUCUACAGAUUGCCUCAAACUUUAUUAGAGGCCACCAGUUGGGACAGCUAUUCUACUUGUUUUAUACGAUCCUAGUCACUUGGAUUCUGCAUUCUGUGUUGGCUCAACGGAGUAGCUUAUAGAACACGUGUAAAGUUUGCAACUAUUUUAGAAUGUUUAGUUCUUAAGAUGUACCAACAUGUCAUUAAAAUAUUCUAACUGCAAGUCUUUACACCAAUUUGUUAAGUGGAGAUCUCAGAUAUGGUGAAAACAAUUAGACCCAAUAUGUGUUUAUUGAAUGAUAAAGCAUCACAACUACUUAGUUCA